Anopheles cruzii is the source of this 6837-nucleotide messenger RNA. RefSeq lists its product as uncharacterized. Lineage: Eukaryota; Metazoa; Arthropoda; Insecta; Diptera; Culicidae. The transcript is spliced from 12 exons. Bases 855 to 5276 code for a protein of 1473 amino acids. Gene Ontology annotation, cellular component: type III intermediate filament. The record is from RefSeq and is a predicted model, not a curated record.
UUAAUUUUAAUUUUAACAUUUAAGUAGCUCAAUAAGCGUAGAACGUAACCCUUCUCGAAGCCGGGACCUUUCCCCAAAAAGCAAGAAAAUCAAAGCAACCCAAAAAAAGCUAUCGAACGAAACGCGAGUGGAGUCGUAGAAUCGGUCGCAACGAAAUUUGCAUACGAAACGAAACGGAAGAGAGAAAACAAAAAUACCCGAAACGGAUUGAAUCUCGUGCGCGGUCAAAGUGAUCUCGGUCAAUCGGUGAGGAAGUGAAUCCAGUGAGUUCAAACCUCAAACAAAUAAACCAACGAACAUUUUAACGAAACAGCUGCAACAGUUUUCUGUUUAGUUUCGAGCCAUCCCGAAAACCGAACGUCAGGAGAAAAGUAAAGUUCUGCCCAAAAACACAAACCACAAAAGUGCGAUUUUUCGGGUGUGUCAGCGAACACAUUCGAACACGCCGAAACACGCACGAUUGUCACGCCGUGGUGUGGUGGGCAAGGAUCAGCAGAAAUCGAGUUGUGUGAGAGUGAGAGAGUGGUGUAAAAAUAAUUGAAUCGCUACGCACCUCGGAGACCCGUGCAAACCGUGUCAACGUGAGGACAGCACGCACCGGUGGCCGCCAUUUGCGAGAGGUGUAAAAAGUGGCGGGACCCGUUAACGACCACACCACACCCAGCCAGAGGCCAGCUCCGGAAGGGCGAAAUCGUAUCGAUUCGCGCGUCGAAGGGAACGGCAGUUUGUCGACGCAGCGUCAACAAGAGCAAACAUCGAGUGUUGAGUGUUGUUAAAAUUAAAAUUUAAAUGUUUUGCCUAAGCACCGAGUAUCAGCAGUGAGAGAGCGAGACAAGAGCGAGCAGCGAAACGAAAUGGCGCACGUAGAACCCCAGACGGGCGGGCCGAGCGCGGGCAAUGAACGGGAUGCUGGUGAGCGAGAAAGCGGCGGUGGAGUUAGUUUGAAGCGCAAAAAGGUGCCCUCGAUCGGCGAUGCGGUGGCCGUGCCAUCGGAACAGCGAUCGUACGCGGCGGUAGUGAAAGACCAGGAGCCACCGGCGGCUCCAUCGUCGUCUGCGUUGGGCAACCUUUCGACGGCCAACGGCAAACGGCUCAAGCUGGACAUCAAGGACCACGGUGGCGCGGCGAUUAUCACGCCGGCACCGCUCCACGGCGACAAGCCGACGGUCGUACGCAGCAAGCCACCGAUUCCACCGAAACCGGACGCGAACCGGACACCGUCGGGCAAGGGGGUGGCGACCGGGGCGCGGCCCAAGAAACAACAGGUCACCGAGUCACAUAAUGCGCACACCGUCCAGAAGCUACUGGCGCAGAACGAACAGAUGCGCCUGGAGCUGGCCGAUCUCCGGAGCAGUUUGGCCGCGGAACGCAACGCGGUGCGUGUGCUACGAGCCCAAAACGAGGCCGACCUGCGAAAGACGAAAGCCGAAUGCAAGAAGCUCCAGGAGGCGCUCCAGCACCAUAAGCGCAACGUGGCGGCCCAAACGGUGCCACCAGCGCCGGCGGGAGGUUUGCCGGCCAAACGCACCCGAGAACACGAGCUGCUGCCCGGCCUCGCUGGCCAGGAAGUGGCCCGCGGCGGCCACCAGCCCCUGGAGGUUCUGAAGCUGAACCAGGAAUUAUCCGCCCUGCGGGAAACGAACAGGUUUUUAGAGGAAAAAUAUCAGAUUUCCUCCGAGGCUGAACGGCGGAAAGCUGCUGAUAUUCGCGUCCAGCGUGAUCUGUACGAGCUACGGUUGACUCAACUUUCCAAGUCUGCCAAGAACGAAAUCCAGCGACUGCUGGAGGAACUGAAGUCGAAGGAACGCAGCAUAGCACAGCUGAAGAAGGAGCUGCAGACUUCCCAACAGACCGCUGUCGCUGGCGGAUGUCGCAAGGAGCGUAAGGCUGCUGCUGCUAAAAAUUCCGCUCAGCAAUCGCACGAGAUGCGAAAAUUGCGUGAGACAGAAUCAUGUAGCGGCACCAUUAGCAAGUGUAACAGCAACCACAGCAUCCAAUCUGUCGACGCCGAUUACGAACAGCUGGAAACGAGAGAAACGCUGGAGCUGACGAUUGUCACGGCAACGACAACGACGGAAGUUGUGUCAACCGCGGCUGGCAGCGACUGUCACCCGAAUCGGAGAUCAAACGGUCGGCCGGAGCCGGCCGAUUUACUAGGAAUAGCCACGACGACGUACGGCAACGAUGAGGCUCCACAGCCAGCGCUGCCGUACGAAUUACCCCAACGAACCAUGGAAGCUCACAGCGAUGACAACGACCCCAUUAGUAGUAACAGCAGUAGCAGUAGCAGUAGUAGUGCCAGUAGUGUAGAAACGAAACGCCUAAGUGUAUUAGCGAAACAAUCAACACCUCCCAUCGACUGCCGGGACCCGUCGCUCGGAUCGGACACGGAUUCGGCCCUGUCCUCGAUGAGCCCGCAGCCGAGCAGCUUCGAACCCGCGGAACCGGUGACGGAUCCGUGGCAGGUGUGCGGCGGGGGAGACGGCGGCGGCGACGCCACGGUGAAGCUGACGCGGAUAAAGACGCAGCUGGACGAAAUGCAGCACCGGUAUGGGUCGCUCGGGCAGGACUACGCCGCCGCCAAGGAUCAAAUCGAUCGGCUGGAGCGAGAGCUGCUGAAGGCCACGAAAGAGACCCAUGAACUGCGCGAACAAAACGAACUGCUCGAGUUCCGCAUAAUCGAGCUGGAGGAAAGCCAUGACAAGUGGUCACUGGGCAGCAACUCGAGCCCAACGGUCGGUGGAAGCACGACGAAGGACGGCUGGACGGACACGGAGAAGGAGCACGAUGAGCUGACGAUGCUGUCGGAGCGGUCCGACUCCGGCGUGACGUCCCCGAACAGCCACCACCACCUGGAGGACCAGCCGAGCGGGGUGCCGUCGCCGUGCGACCUGUCGCUGCUGGACCAGAUCCCGACGGACGACGUGCGCAAGCGGCUGGUGGCGAUGACCAAGCGGCCGUGCUACGACGACGAGGACAAGCUGUGCCUGCUGCAGAUCCUGUCACUGCUCAACAACCUGGAGGCCCUGUCGCAGGACCACGAGAUCGCCGGCGACGACCUGAGCCUGGUCGAGAUGCCUUCCCCCAAGUACAACUACGCGCUCCCGGAGAGUAGCACCCCGCCAAAGGCCCUCCAGUCGUACCGGGCGGGUGCGGGCAAAAUUGUGGCCACGGUCCAGCCAUUCCACAGCACGGACCGCAGCACGCCGGCGGAACCAGCCGUCGCCACCACCGCCACACCCAGCAAGAGCAUGUCGAUCGCGUCGAUCGCCGAAACAUUCGGUGGCAUGAAGAAGACGACGCGCUGGAACACCGCCGCGGCCCUGCAAGAGAGCGGGGUGUUCGUGGACGAGCCGCUCGGCGCGUACUCGGCGGCGACCACGCAGACGGAGCUGGAGGACUUCCCGUGUCCGGAGAAGACGAACGCCGAGCUGUGCGCGGAGAUUGAGAAGCUGAACAAGUUCCGCCAAAAGAUCGAGGAGUGCAAGGGGAGCGCGGCGAAGGUCGGGCCGCAGCUACCGGCGGCGACCGGCGACGAGACGUGCGACCGGCGGCGGCUCCAGUUCUACGUCGAGCGGUCGGCGGCGCUGGAGAACAAGCUGAAGGUGUACGAGAGCAGCGGCGACCAGCAGCUGCGUCUGCUGGCGGAGCGGCUGGAUCGGGAGCUGCACCUCGAGGGCUGGGUGAAGCAGCUCUCGGAGCGGGUCCACCACCUGGAACUGGACAAUGGGCGGCUAGAGGAGGAGCGUUGCGAGCUGGAAGAGGUCGAGAAUGACACCCGGUUACGGUUACAGCGACUCGAGGAGGACCUGGAGGUGAUGGGCCAACGCAACGUGGAGCUCGAGCUGUCCCGUGGCUCGUACCAGACCAAGUAUCAGGACGCCAAGGGCACGAUCGUCGGGCUGGAGGAGUUGGUCCAGAAGUACGAGGAGAAGAUCUUCCUGCUGGAGGAGAACGAGCACGAGCUGCGCGAUCGGAUCGAGGUGAUCAACAUGUUCAUCCCGCUGCUGCUGCUCUACAACAGCUGGCAGAUCCACGAGCAGCUGAAGGCGCUCCAGCAGAAGCAGCGCGAGGACCUCCACCAGCAGCAGGCUCAGCAGCGCCUUCGGCAGCCACGGCCACGGUCGCCCCCGGCCAUCCAGUGCAUCCCGCUGGAGCGCAUCGAGUACUACGAGGGCACCGGGACGGAGGGGCACGCGGGCGAUGAGCUGCAGCAGCGACUGAGCGAGCUGAUGAAGCGCGAGAAGGAGCUGACGCAGAACAUCGCCGAGCUGAAUCGGGCGUACAACGAGACGCUCGAGAACGCGGACAACCUGUGGGCGCAGAUGGAGCGCGAGUACAAGGAGAAGAUCGGCCGGUGCGAGCAGGAGGAGGCCACGCUCAAGGCGAAGAUCGCCCAGCUCGAGGAGCGACUCGGCAAGGACGCGGAGUACGCGAGCGAACGGAUCGCGCACCUGGAGGAGGCCGAGAACGGGCUGAAGGCGCGCAUUAGCCGGCUAGGCAAGGAGAACAAGGAACUCGGCGCCAAGCACGGCGGGCUGCUCGAGGAGUACGGCGCUCUGAAGGACGACUAUACGCAGUUGCAGUGCUAUCUGCGCGGCCCAGCGGCCGAGGCACUCGAGCGCGAAAAGAAACGCGUCCUGGCGCUCGAGGACGAGCUCGCCCACACCGGCCAGAUGUUGCGCGACAGCGAGGACUCGCACCGGGCCGAAGUUGGCACUCUGCGCGGCCGACUGCUGGCCGCCACAAAGGAACUGAACCACAUCGAGGUCACCAAUAGCGAGCUGCGCGAGGAGGUCGAAACGCUGGAGGCUCGCAUCCGUGAGCUGAUGACGUUUCGGAGCCGCGACGAGGAAAAGAUCAAGCACCUGACGGAGGAGCUCGAGUCGAAGCAGUCGCAGAUUGUGGCGCUCCAACACACACGGUCCACCGCUGGUGGCGGUGGCAACAGUGGCUUCCGGUCGGUGGCGGCAGCGGCAGCCGCUGGGCGCAGCCUGGCACAGGAACUCGGCUCGUACACGCCACGGCACGCCAGCUACUACGAACCGCUCGGCGGCCGACGGUUCCCGGACAGUGACGGUAGCAGCAGCGAGGAAAACAAGGCCUCAAAGUUCUCCAGCCAGCGACCUCUAGCGGCGGCGGCAGCGUUCGAAACCAAAGAAGUGAAGAGUCUCGCGGAAACCAUCAUCCUGAAUGCCGAAAGCCGGGGCGGUGUGAAGACGCCAAAGAAGUCGUUCGUAGAGGAGGCGCGUAGCCGGUUCGCCCGCUGGGUGUGAGAAGGGCGUGUUCCCGGGCGGUUCCAGAGUCAGCAACCCGCGGACGUUACCCAGAAGUCCAGUCCCAGUCCAGUCCCGACUAAACAUGUACACAUGCACGCACACCCAUACCAGUGCACCUGCACACAAACAAACACACCGUAGCAUGCACCCGAUCUUCCGUAGCAAAGCGCCCUCGUCGGCGAUGGUGGCGACGAUGUCCGCCCUGAACUGAACGCCCCCUGCGCAUAACAGUCCCCAGCUCCCAGGGUCGGUUGUGUUGUUCCUUUGCCCGGGUGGCCAGAUCGGACGCAUUCUUCCAACAUUGACGGACAAUUGAUUGGAGAGAAUGGUAGCAGCACGCAGCGGGGACGCAGACUCUCACACACGCACACGGUGGACAAACAGGACGCUCGCCGUCGGGGGGCGCCCAGGAGGCCAGCAGCAGCAGCAUAGGACCUUCGGUACCAGCUGCGACCACGUGCGCGAUAGUCAGCUCGCUUCCGGCCGUCGUUUCGCCACCUUCGCCACAGGUGUGCAGGUGGUUCCCGAAAUGAUGGCCCGUUGGUCGGUUGGUCUACCGGCGCGGGGUCGCGCUGGCUGAAGGCCAUCAGAAUCAGAAUGGAAAGAAGGAAAGAAUCUAGUCGUUGUUGAUGUUUGUUUUAGUUGUCUCUGUUUACGAUACUACGAUAGUGUAAAAACGUUACAUCAUGUACCCCAUAUUUAGAGCACGUAUAGGAAAAGCGAAUGCGCCUAGGGAGGCGUUAGUGCGUUACUCUGGCACUACCACUGGCACUACGUACAGCGCGGUGAUCGGAUACGGAUCCAUCGGCCGCUCGGACUGGGCGUUUUAGUUUAAUUGUUCAAAUUAGUUUUGGUUGUCCACCUUCACCGUGGCAUUCGCGGUGAAGUUUGCAUUGGUAGCGAGUAACGGUGUUAGGGGCUUCGUCAGUGACCCCUGCGAGGCUGCCGAGCGAUUUUCAGUACUAGUAGUAACCUUUUUAUUUGCCUCGAUUUGUGCCGCAAUUGCCGUUUGUAAAUAGUUUCAUUUGCGUUCAAGUUUAGUUUUAUUUGUUUUGUGUGUGUUUCUUUUUCGCUGGCUCAAGUUAUCCCCCACGCAACACGACAGGUUACGUUGCAUCCUCCGGAAUAACCCGGAGCCGGUGUUCCGUUGUUGGAGAAGGACACCCUUAUGGCUAGUAUUCACUGUGCUAUUUGCGAGUAUACGAGUGAUACGAUACGGGCAGGAGCAGGUAAUUAUUUAGUUGAAGCCAGACACAGCACAGGCAGGUACAGCAAGGGUACUCCAUCCGGCAUUCGACUCGCCCGUCUACAAACUAGGAGCUAGGAGACUUCCUGCGUUGCCGAUCUGACCACUCAGCACCGUGUUGUCGUUCGCGGACGUGAGCUUCCAGGAAACUAUUUAAUCAUGAUAACAAUAUCAGCCACACAUAGACUCAUUUGUAUGCCCUACAUUAUUCGAUUGAUCAGGGUUUUGUAGUAACACGCGGAAGGAAGGAAGGAAGAGAUGUGAGGCGUAGGAAUGUAGUAAACCUCGAAAUACAUGCCCGUCGGUGUGAUA